GUGACAGAGAUGUUUGGUUUGUCAGAGAAAAAGGAUGAAUAUUCUUCCGCGGACAUUGGACUCGGAAACUUCACUCUUAUCGUUGGGAGGCAUCGUCCUGACGAUGAUCGUGUCUCGUCUCUCCCACGUGCGAGCUCAGCUCCACAGCACGUGUGACCCUCAUUCUUCAUGCGUGCGAAUAUACCCGCCAACAUCGCUCUAUAAAUACCGAUCUCAACUCCUCAACUCUCACACCACUCAUCGGAAAAUGGACAGCGUCGAUGCCUCGAAGCUCCGGUCGGAGUUCCUUCAACUCCUUCGCACUCGUCGAUCGGCUGAAGUUCCACUUACUGUGGAAGCCGGAAAACCUGUGGUGGAUCCUUUGUAUCAGGAAACUCCCCGGCCAAACUUCAGUGAGGCAAUGGAGUCUUGUCCAAAGGCAAAUAUUCCAAACUUUAAAGAUCUAGUUAAAGAAGAAAAUCUCUACUUGACGACUGAGGCAGGAGAUCAAGGACGCUUGCCUGUGCUGAUUUUGAGCAUGAAGGAAAGCAAUUAUCAAAGAAGGCCAGCUGUCGUUUUUCUGCAUAGCACUAAUAAGUGCAAAGAAUGGUUACGGCCAUUGCUUGAGGCGUAUGCUUCACGGGGAUAUAUAGCUAUUGCUAUUGACUCUCGUUACCACGGAGAACGUGCCAGCAGUCUGACCACCUACCGAGAUGCUCUUGUAUCAUCAUGGAAAAAAGGUGAUACAAUGCCAUUUAUUUUUGAUACGGUCUGGGACUUGGUAAAACUAGCAGAGUAUCUUACAGGGAGGGAGGAUAUAGACCCAUCUAAAAUAGGGAUCACCGGAGAAUCACUUGGAGGAAUGCAUGCAUGGUUUGCUGCUGCUGCUGAUACACGUUAUGCAGUGGUUGUCCCUAUAAUUGGUGUUCAGGGAUUUCGAUGGGCUAUAGACAAUGAUAAGUGGCAGGGCCGAGUUGACAGCAUCAAGGCUGUAUUUGAAGAAGCACGGAUUGAUUUAGGCAAGACUGCAAUCGAUAAAGAAGUGGUGGAGAAGGUCUGGGAUAGGAUCGCUCCUGGCUUAGACUCUCAGUUCGAUUCACCUUAUACAGUUCCAAUUAUUGCACCCCGCCCAUUACUGAUUCUAAAUGGUGAAGAUGAUCCUCGUUGUCCAAUUGCAGGCCUGGAAAUUCCUACAUCAAAAGCACGCGAAGUUUAUGAAGAGACCCAUUGUCCAGACAAUUUUAAGUUGGUAGCACAACCGGGAAUUGGGCACCAGAUGACACCAUUCAUGGUUAAAGAAGCCAGUGAUUGGUUAGACAGGUUUCUAAAGCCAGAAUGAUUAAUGUUUGUUGUAAAUCAAAACAUCUACUUGUGUGAGUCUCUAGUCAAGAAGAGCUGUUUUCUUUUCUUUCGGUAAAUAAGAUCAGCUGUCUUCUUUAUAUAUGGAAAGUUGAUUUUAAUUGCAAUAAGGCAUUUUGCAUUGGUUGUGCAGUCACAGUGUUAGAAUGUUGUGAUUGCUCUUGCGCUGCACAAAUUUCAUGCCAAAAUUUGACCCUGGCUUCUCAAUUUUGCAAAAGCUUCAUCAAACAAGCGACUUUUAGACGUCAAAAUUUCUGUGCUUCU
Cornus florida is the source of this 1602-nucleotide messenger RNA. RefSeq lists its product as uncharacterized. Gene Ontology annotation, biological process: proteolysis. Bases 35 to 1318 code for a protein of 427 amino acids. The record is from RefSeq and is a predicted model, not a curated record. NCBI's taxonomy places the organism in Eukaryota, Viridiplantae, Streptophyta, Magnoliopsida, Cornales, Cornaceae. The transcript is spliced from 13 exons. Gene Ontology annotation, molecular function: serine-type peptidase activity.